AAUGUCAAUCAACGAAACGGAACUCAUCUCAUCCUUUAAUCGGAUAAUCGAGGAAAUAUUUAAAAUCGCAUAACAUGUUCACGCUGUCUGGCAAAAAUUGAGGGAGGAGUGAUACGUGGCGAUGGCACGAGCCGACACGUGCCGGUGCCGCUUUAUACAAACAGCAUUAUGCACGCUCGUGCUAACAUAAAUUACUGCGGGUUUAAUAUCGUACGUCGACGUUGGUCAUGGACGGCCACCUCCUGAGCAAAACACGCAACCAACCGACCUUGUUCCAUUACGAAAUUCCUUUUAUUUUUCCCGAUCCAGGUCAUAUCGAAAUGGCAGAACUCAGUUAUGUUCGAAAUCCUUAUCCCCUACCGGAUUUAUACCCUCGCGAAGGUGUGUGGACGAAGAAGCCCGUACUAGGUAGUAAAGUUUCGCCAAAGGAUCUGGAAUGGAGUAGAAAGUUAAACGUGUACGAGCGUCUCUUUGCGCAUCACACGUUAACCAGUAUAAGAAAAGAUUGUAGACUUCAGAGAAAAGAGGUACCGGAGGACUCUUUGGAUUUGGCACUUUCGACCGUGUACAUUCAUAGCAAAGACACUCUCGUGCCGAAAUCCUAUAUCCCUGUGCAACCAGAAACGUUAGGAAAGAAAACGUGGCGUGUUUUAAAGAAUAAAGUCGAGAUUUACAGAGAGCCGGACAUCCCUGAGGAGAUGAAAGAGCCAGUGACCUUGUUCGUGAAAGAAGCGGAGUGUUAUUAUGGCCCUGUGCCAGAGAGACGAGUCCAUCCGAGUAGCGUGAAAUUAAAUAUCACCGCACCUCACUCAGUUCAAUCUAAUCCCGGAUACAGUCGCAAAAUCGACGGAACUUUUUACACAUUUUGAUAAAAAUACAUUGCAGAAAACAAUUUUG
This is a messenger RNA of Apis dorsata (giant honeybee), 897 nucleotides long. Its product is annotated as protein C1orf194-like. Lineage: Eukaryota; Metazoa; Arthropoda; Insecta; Hymenoptera; Apidae. The transcript has 5 exons. The record is from RefSeq and is a predicted model, not a curated record. Bases 228 to 869 code for a protein of 213 amino acids.